Messenger RNA from Hibiscus syriacus, 1161 nucleotides. RefSeq names its product alpha-L-fucosidase 3-like. The record is from RefSeq and is a predicted model, not a curated record. NCBI's taxonomy places the organism in Eukaryota, Viridiplantae, Streptophyta, Magnoliopsida, Malvales, Malvaceae. Gene Ontology annotation, molecular function: hydrolase activity, acting on ester bonds.
AUGUCUUCUGAUUCAUCUUCCACUUUUUUCAUCACUAUCUUUGCUCUCUCCUUAUUGAACCUUGCACCUAUUGACCUGGUGCUUGCAAAAAAGCCUUGCCAAUUUCCUGCAAUAUUCAACUUUGGUGACUCUAACUCCGACACCGGAGGCUUGUCAGCCGCAUUCGGUCAAGCUCCUCCUCCUAAUGGUUUCUCUUUCUUUGGCGGCCCUGCUGGCCGCUAUACCGAUGGCCGCCUUGUGAUCGACUUCAUAGCGGAGAGCCUCGGGUUACCUUAUCUAAGUGCAUUUCUUGACGCCGUGGGGACCAACUUUAGCCAUGGAGCUAACUUCGCCACCGCUGGAUCCACCGUAAGACCUCAAAACACAACUCUGCAUCAAAGCGGUUUCAGCCCCAUCUCGUUGGACGUGCAAUAUUACGAGUUCAAUGAUUUUCAUAGAAGGUCACUAGCAGCUCGUAAACAAGGAGGAGUUUAUGAAGCCUUAAUGCCAAAGGAAGGACACUUCUCAAAUGCCUUAUACACCUUCGACAUUGGCCAAAAUGAUCUCACCGCCGGCUACUUCUCAAACAUGUCAACCGACGAAGUUCGAGCCUUUGUUCCCGAUGUGCUUAGUCAGUUCCAGAAUAUAAUUCAGUACAUAUAUAGCCAAGGGGGAUACUUUUGGAUACACAACACAGGUCCAGUAGGGUGUUUACCGUACGUAAUGGAGCGGAUCCCGGUCUUAGCAGGGCAAAUCGAUGAACACGGAUGCGCGUCUCCGUUCAACGACGUCGCCCGGUUCUUCAACCGGGGACUGAAAAAGACGGUGGAGCAGUUGCGUCGAGAUUUGGGCGAUGCAGCCAUCACUUAUGUCGAUGUUUACUCGGUGAAAUACUCGCUGAUUAGCGAAGGAAGAAAGCAUGGGUUCAAGCAACCUCUUAGAACAUGCUGCGGCCAUGGUGGGAAGUACAACUACAACAAGGAACAUGGGUGUGGAUCAAAGAUUAAUAAACAUGGGAAGGAAGUGUUGGUGGGAGCUCCAUGCAAAGAUCCUUCGAGUGCCGUAAUCUGGGAUGGGGUUCAUUUCACUCAAGCGGCUAAUAAGUUCAUAUUCGAACGGAUCGUUGAUGGUUCAUUUUCACAUCCUCCAACUCCAUUAAAUAAGGCUUGUUAUAGGAAUUAA